Molecule: messenger RNA, 3078 nt
Organism: Emys orbicularis (European pond turtle)
Lineage: Eukaryota; Metazoa; Chordata; Testudines; Emydidae
Gene: INTS3
Product: integrator complex subunit 3
Exons: 30
Coding region: 1-3078 (1025 amino acids)
Cellular component (GO): cytoplasm
Source: RefSeq, a predicted model, not a curated record
AUGGAGAAGGGGAAGGGGGGAGCAGCAGCAGCAGCAGGAGGAGGAGGAGGGAAGUUGCUGCUCUCCACCAUCCUGGAUGCCAAGGAUGAGUUAGAGGAGAGACUAGAGAGGUGCAUGGGCAUUGUGACGUCGCUGACCAAUGGGGUGUCCGAGAGGGAAGCUAACGAUGCCCUAAAUGCUCACGUGUGCAAAGGAGCCCCUCAGCAUGAGGAGAUCUGUCUUGGCCUCUUCACCCUGGUGCUCACAGAGCCGGCUCAGGCACAGAAGUGUUACCGGGACCUGGCGUUGGUGAGCCGCGACGGCAUGAACAUUGUUCUAAACAAGAUCAACCAGAUUCUCAUGGAAAAGUACUUGAAGGUGCAGGAUGCCUGUCGGACUCAGCUGGUGUGGCUGCUGCGGGAGCUGGUGAAGAGCGGGGUGCUCGGGGCAGAUGGCGUCUGCAUGACCUUCAUGAAGCAGAUUGCAGGUGGGGAUGUGACGGCGAAGAAUAUCUGGCUGGCAGAGAAUGUCCUUGACAUACUGACUGAGCAAAGAGAGUGGGUGCUGAAGAGCAGUAUCCUGAUUGCCAUGGCCGUGUACACCUACCUGCGGCUCAUCGUGGACCAUCACGGCACCUCGCAGCUCCAGGCCCUGCGCCAGAAGGAGGUGGACUUCUGCAUCUCCCUGCUCCGGGAACGGUUCAUGGACUGCUUCAUGAUUGGCCGGGACCUGGUGAGACUCUUGCAGAACGUUGCUAGGAUACCCGAGUUUGAACAGCUCUGGAAAGACAUUAUCCACAAUCCGCAGGCGCUGAGCGCCCAGUUCACAGGUGUCCUGCAGCUCCUUCAGUUGAGGACCUCUCGCAAGUUCCUGGCCUGUCGUCUCACCCCUGACAUGGAAACCAAGCUGCUCUUCAUGACAUCCCGGGUGAGGUUUGGCCAGCAGAAGCGGUACCAGGACUGGUUCCAGCGGCAGUACCUGUCCACCCCAGACAGCCAGUCCCUGCGCUGCGACCUCAUCCGCUACAUCUGUGGGGUGGUCCAUCCGUCCAACGAGGUGCUGAGCUCUGACAUCCUCCCUCGCUGGGCCAUCAUUGGCUGGCUGCUCACCACCUGCACGUCCAACGUUGCUGCUUCUAAUGCCAAGCUUGCCCUGUUCUACGACUGGCUCUUCUUCAGCCCCGAGAAGGACAACAUCAUGAACAUAGAGCCAGCCAUUCUGGUGAUGAAUCACUCCAUGAAGCCCCACCCUGCCAUCACAGCCACGCUGCUGGACUUCAUGUGCCGGAUCAUUCCCAACUUCUACCCGCCGCUGGAGGUUCACGUCCGGCAAGGCGUGUUCAAUUCCCUCACCCACAUCGUGGAGAAGCGAGUCCUGGCACCCCUGGCCCCUCUGUUUGACAACCCCAAGCUGGACAAGGAGCUCCGUGCCAUGCUGAGGGAGAAAUUCCCGGAAUUCUGCAGCUCACCCUCACCGCCCAUCGAAGUCAAAAUUGAGGAGCCGGUUUCCAUGGAAAUGGACAAUCACAUGUCUGACAAGGAUGACAGUUGCUAUGACAACGCAGAGGCUGCCUUUAGUGACGAUGAAGAGGACUUGAAUAGCAAAGGGAAGAAGAGGGAAUUCAGGUUCCAUCCAAUCAAAGAAACCAUCGUUGAGGAGCCCGUUGACAUCACCCCUUUCCUGGACCAGCUGGACGAGUCUUUGAAGGAUAAAGUCCUGUUACUGCAGAAGGGCAGCGAUACGGAAGCCCAGUGUGAGGUCAUGCAGGAAAUUGUGGAUCAAGUCCUGGAGGAGGACUUUGACUCCGAGCAGUUAUCCGUCCUCGCGUCCUGCCUGCAGGAGCUAUUUAAGGCUCACUUCCGCGGGGAGGUCUUGCCAGAAGAAAUCACAGAGGAGUCUCUGGAGGAAUCGGUGGGGAAGCCGCUUUACCUAAUAUUUAGGAACCUCUGCCAGAUGCAGGAAGACAACAGCAGUUUCUCUCUGCUGCUGGAUCUCUUGUCUGAGCUCUAUCAGAAACAGCCCAAGAUUGGCUACCACCUUCUCUACUACCUGAAAGCAAGCAAAGCAGCAGCAGGGAAGAUGAACCUGUACGAGUCGUUUGCCCAGGCCACGCAGCUGGGGGACCUGCACACCUGCCUGAUGAUGGACAUGAAGGCCUGCCAGGAGGACGACGUGCGGCUGCUCUGUUACCUCACCCCCUCCAUCUACACCGAGUUCCCCGACGAGACCCUCCGGAGCGGGGAGCUGCUGAACAUGAUCGUCGCCGUCAUAGACUCGGCCCAGCUGCAGGAGCUGGUGUGUCACGUCAUGAUGGGGAACCUGGUGAUGUUCCGAAAAGAUUCGGUGCUCAACAUCCUGAUUCAGAGCCUGGACUGGGAGACGUUUGAGCAGUACUGCACCUGGCAGCUCUUCCUGGCACACAACAUUCCCCUGGAGACCAUCAUUCCCAUCCUGCAGCAUCUCAAGUACAAAGAGCACCCAGAGGCACUGUCCUGUUUGUUGCUGCAGCUGAGGAGAGAGAAGCCCAGCGAGGAAAUGGUGAAGAUGGUGCUGAGCCGGCCCUGCCAUCCGGACGACCAGUUCACCACCAGCAUCCUGCGGCACUGGUGCAUCAAACACGACGACCUGCUGGCCGAGCACAUCAAGUCCCUGCUGAUCAAGAACAACAGCCUGCCGCGGAAACGCCAGAGCUUGCGCAGCUCAAGUAGCAAACUGGCCCAGCUGACGCUAGAACAGAUCCUGGAGCACCUGGACAACCUCCGGCUCAACCUGACCAACACCAAACAGAACUUUUUCAGCCAAACGCCGAUCCUGCAGGCGCUGCAGCACGUCCAGGCCAGCUGCGACGAAGCCCACAAGAUGAAGUUCAGCGACCUCUUCUCCCUGGCAGAGGAGUAUGAGGACUCCUCCAGCAAGCCCCCGAAGAGCCGCCGGAAGGCCGCGCUGUCCAGCCCCCGCAGCCGGAAGAACGCCGCCCAGCCAGCCAACAACGAGGAGGAGUCUGCCUCCAGCAGUGCCUCGGAGGAAGAGGACACCAAGCCGAAACCCACCAAACGGAAACGGAAAGGCUCGUCCGCCGUGGGCUCAGACAGUGACUGA